Messenger RNA from Zootermopsis nevadensis, 3168 nucleotides. The record is from RefSeq and is a predicted model, not a curated record. Lineage: Eukaryota; Metazoa; Arthropoda; Insecta; Blattodea; Termopsidae.
UAGGAGGACGUUUAAAUAAGCUGUGAUCUUGGUAUGUGGCAGGGUUGCGUGUGUCGGACAGAGACAGAUGGGGAGGUUGGUAAUUUUUAGGGGCGAGGGUUGAAGGAGGAAACUUGACUUGCGUUUAGGCGCAUGGAGUAGUUCGAGGGGGCUUUGGAAUGAGGAGGAAAAGAUCUAGAUAGAAAUGUUUUGGUUUUCGUGUGAUCUGUGCAUGAAGACUUCAAACAGAGACAAGAAGACAGGUUCAGUGGUACACACGACAAGUGGACAGGACGUCAAUGUGGCAGUGACUUCAUGACUUCGUCGUUUUACAAUAAGAAAAUGGUAUGAGGACCGCGUUUGGGCUGUAGCGAUCAUCCUUUGCAAAAUACACAUAAAAGUGCAACUAUGAUUUUGACAUUGACAACACAGACAUAAAUAAUUACGUCUUCAUUCAAGUUUUAAUGUGUUUCGUUGACAGCGAAUUGUGAGUCGUGUUGUAAACCUGUGAAUCAAAAGGAAUAGAUGUAGAAUUUAUUUCGUCUUGUACAUCUCGUAGUAGCCGGCGAAUUCACUGAACAUCGCAGUGGAAAGAAGGAAAAAUAAAUAAAAAGAUUUUACUGGAUUACCGGAACAUUUUAACUGAUCGGUAAGUUUCCAAGAUAACUCCCGGAGCUGGAGGAUUGCCUGGAAGUUUAACACUGAAACAAAUGUUAUCAGUGGUUACCAUUCUUUAAUUUUUACAAGAAACUAACUUAAAAAAAGUGUACUUUAUUUACAAGUGUGUGCCAUACAUCAGUAAACCCGAAUUUGGGCUCCUUUCCGGUUAAUGACACAUCUUAUUACGACUGAUAAAAAUAAACGUGUUGACAGUGUAAAAUAUCUCAUCAAGAAAUCAGGAUGGCCCAGACUGUCUCAACAUUCAUUAAUAACAAUAUCAACGUGGACAUGUCAGUUCACAGCUCAAAUUGAAGCGUUCUUGUGGAUGAGGAAUGGUAGGAGAGGGGGUAGAAGGGGGCUUCGGGGGUGAAGGCAGAGUGAGAUAGGGGAAACCCCUCCCCUCCACUACCGUGCAUGAAGUUGUGUAAGUCUUAAAAGGAGCUUUGGACUUGACAUGUCAAGAAUACGAUUGACAGGUCGCCGCCGGCUUCGGGGAGCCAUGCCCAAAACAAAAUGUAAAUAGUUUUCGCGACACAGAACCAAAGAGUUUCUACGUGUUUAUAAAUAGAUUGGCAGAAAUAGCCGCUAAGACUUGCGAUAUUUUAUCUCAGUUUUCACGUCAGAAGGAACGCGUUUCUCCGAGUAGUUGUAAUAGCACAUCAAUUUAUGUGGUACGAGUGACAUUGACAAGUGCUGCUGCGUUGCGGUGAAUAUAGUGACUUAUCAACAAACAAAGAUCUUCUGUUUAUAAAAGAGUCGAAGCGUCGCAUCAAAGUAGAUUCGCUGUUGCUUUGUUCCGAAUACAGAAGUCAAACACGCUAAAAUAAAACUGACGCACUAGUCGUAAAUGUAGCAUCUUAUUUCGACAGAUUCUCUACAAUUUUUUUUUGUAAAAUUUGUCUUGUUUCUGCUUUAACAGAAUAACAUUUCGAAAUUAUUUUAUUUCUUUAUAUACGUCGUAUGAUUACAGAUUAGUAACAGGAUGAUAAUCGUCUGAUUUAUUUGAAAAAUGUGAAUAAUGCAUACAAAAAUAUAGGCCUGUAGCUGUGGGCUACUGAAGAACUCCCUGAUGAUAAUUUACCAGUUACAAACUCGUCCUGCUAAUUCGAUGGAGAAACUUCGAUUACUGUGGAGCUAUAUCGACCCGCUGCCAUGUAAAUAUGAUAUUAUACUUGAAACAAUGUGGGGAACUGAGCAUUUUCUGUGUUUUUAAACCUGUCUCACUGUCACUAACUUGAAAAGACUUGCAAGGUAUCCGUCUGGUGCAUCUGAACACUUUAAUUCCUUCGUAAGGUAGGCGUGUUUCGGUAUUCAUGUAAGCGCCGUCAACAGAAUGAAAGUGUAGGCAGUGAAAUGGCUCUUGAAACGGAUCGCUGUAGCCCCAGCAGCGCCUCGAGCCCAGGCCCCACAUCAAGUACGAGGCCGGGAAGCGAUGGCUCGUCUCCCGCCAACGGGUCGGGAACCCCAGACUCUUGCACGAGUCUGUGUUGCAACGGCAAAAUCCCGCAGCCUCCUUCAGUUCUUAGCUCACCGUCUGUUUCCCACGGGACACCUAAUCUUACACACCACACACCCCCUUCGCACACCACGAACCACCAAGAACAACCGUGUCAUUGCUGUGGGCCGGUGUCACCCCCUGCGUAUGCUGAUAACAUCCUUCACAACAAGCCCACAGCGUGCAUACCACGAUCCCCUGAUUCAACCCCAUCGUCCCCUAGUCAUAAUCACCCGUCUUUAUGCAACCCGCCAUUUUCAUCUCCGUCCCCUAGUGAGCGGCAUAACCAGCCCUUGAAACCCCUUCCGUCGCCACCAAGUAAUGGGUCUAGGACCUCGUUCUCAUCUGUGUCCCCCCAAUCGUCUCUUCCUUCAUCCCCUAGUCAUAACCGGCAUUGCCAAGCUUCUCCACCGCAACAACACCUGGGGUCUUCCCCCAGUGGCCCGUCACCCCGUCCCGCGAACAAUGAAACGGUGCCCCAACCCACGACAUUGCCUUUCUCGGUAGCCAACAUCUUAAGACCUGAUUUCGGUCGACGAGCAGUGAUAACAUCAAAGCAGCAAGAACCAUUAUUUAGGCCUGGAGGCAUCCGUCGCACUGUAACACCGAUAUGUGAUUACCAAAGACUUUAUCGGCCUCAUGAACACUUACCGGGAAUCCAGCCCUUGCCGGCGCCAAAGCCAACGAAGAAGCAGACAUCGGCUUGGCCAUCAGUGGUAAGAAAUCCAACGCUUCCUACAGAAGACGUUAGUUUCAAAGUCUCUGCGCGGGAGACUUCUAACCACCAGCAGGCGAGGAGCAAAGGGGUUUCGACGCCAGUUCCGACGUCGGGCGCCGCGAGCCCUCCGCUGUCACCUGCCAGCAGCACAGUAUCGGCUUCGUCGUCAAACCCGGAUGACAAAGUGGGCAACGCCGACUGUGCCAAAGGGUCUCAGCUGUGGCCGGCUUGGGUCUACUGCACGCGCUAUUCCGACAGACCUUCGUCUGGUGAGUGUCACAUUCUUGCAUCUGCACUCAGCAGGCCGCAGGCCUAA